Micropterus salmoides (largemouth bass) is the source of this 5447-nucleotide messenger RNA. It is a transcript of the gene tmeff1a, whose product is annotated as transmembrane protein with EGF-like and two follistatin-like domains 1a. Gene Ontology annotation, molecular function: protein binding. The record is from RefSeq and is a predicted model, not a curated record. The transcript has 10 exons. The coding region runs from base 686 to 1795 and encodes 369 amino acids. NCBI's taxonomy places the organism in Eukaryota, Metazoa, Chordata, Actinopteri, Centrarchiformes, Centrarchidae.
GGCCUUUCUGCAUUCUGUGGGCUGCGUUUGUGUUUAAGGUGUGCGUGCGUGCGUGCGCGCGUGCGUUAGGGGCGUGGAGGUGGAGGGGAGUGUUGCAUCCUCUCACGUGACCAGCCUGUCUGUCCUCUCCUCAGUCCGGAUCUCUUUGUUGUGGUUGCAGCUGCUGCUCUCUUUACGCACCGCGUCUCCGCUCCAGCCGGAGCCGUGUACCGCUUCACCGCCGCGCGGACAGACACAGCCGGAGCGACUGGGAACCGGGACGUGCAGAGUCGCUACGUGCGCGACAUCCCGCAGAUAUACGCUGAAUUACAUCAAUAUACCUCAAAGGACGCGGAGCUUCGGGUGCGGAGGACGGACUGAUGGCGAGAAUGCUGCCGCUGCCUCCUCUGCUUCCUCUCUGGACACACCGGACCGCCUCCGAGGCUUCCUGAACGCGGAAUCAGGCGAGGAGCUCCCUGCACAUUCCUCCAUCUUCACCACAGACUUCUGCGCUCUCUCUGCUGCUUUCUCUCCAGCCUUUGGCGCUGUCCUGUCAGCGGGACACAGCGUGAGGCAGCCGGGGUGUUAGGCUAUCUUUUGCGUCUCUGACUGCUUCACCCGGGAUUACGCUCAAUUGUUUGCACGCCUUUUAAACUGUAUCGAGUACCGAGUGAUUUGUCCGCCUGUCUCUGGAGAUUGGAUCACCAUGGUGUCAGGCCCUGGAAGGUGUUCCGGGCGUCCCGGCGGGGUUGUCCGGUACCUGGCGUCCGCCUGCCUGCUGUCUCUGCUGCUCUACCUGCCGGAGGCUCGGGCGUCCUAUAGCCCACAGAGCGGAGAGUGCAAAGGCAAAGGGAAGGACUGCACAGAUCUGUCAGAGAAGAAGAGCGACCUGAGGGUUUGCGAUGACUCCACCUGUCGAUUCGGAGGCGUCUGCAGAGACGACGGAGCUCAGCUCAAAUGCGUCUGCCAGUUCCAGUGCCACAAACACUACGUCCCUGUGUGCGGCUCAAACGGAGACACCUACCAGAACGAGUGCUACAGGCGACAGGCGUCCUGCAAACAGCAGAGAGUCAUCUCCCGGGUGUCCGACGGGCCCUGCUCGCUGGUGAAUCCUGGUUCCGGCUCAGGAGACGGAGACGAUGAUGAGGGGUCGGCCUCUGACGUUGGGAAGAAGUUCACCAAGUGCAGCACGUGUAAAUACGGAGCCGAGUGUGAUGAAGACUCGGAGGACGUCUGGUGCAUAUGUAACAUCGACUGCAGCGGCCACAAUGAAAACCCGGUGUGUGCCACUGAUGGGAACUCCUACAACAACCCCUGUCUGGUCCGAGAGGCGUCGUGUAUGAAGCAGGAGCAGAUCGACGUCAAACACCUGGGCAGAUGCCCCGCUGAUAAAGAGAAACUGGGGAAGAAAGACGACAGCAGUCCUUUCAAAGUAAACGUCUUAGAAACCACAGGUCUGGACCACGGUGACGGUUUCUACGCCGGGAUGCCGAUCCCCUGCGCUGACAGCUACGCCGGCUUCUGUGUUCACGGGAAAUGUGAAAUCAAAUACAACAUGGCCACCUGCAGGUGUGACGCAGGCUACAAAGGCUCUCAGUGUGACGAGCCUCAGGACUUCAACAUCCUCUACGUGGUUCCCAGUGGACAGAAGCUGCACUACGUCCUCAUCGCCGCCAUCAUCGGCGCCGUGCAGAUCGCCAUCAUCGUCGCCGUGGUGAUGUGCAUCACAAGGAAAUGUCCAAAAAACAACAGGGGUCGCCGGCAAAAACAAAACCUGGGACACUUUUCCUCGGACACUAACUCCAGGAUGGUAUAGCCGUGUUUGUCUGCGUUCUUUUUGAUAAGUGUUUUCUUACGGCGUGGGAAUACCAUUUUUUUAACGGUAGACGUGUAGUAUUAAUUAUUAUUUUUUCUCUCCUGGGAAACCGUAAAAAAAGAAGAAUGAGAAUAUUUAUUUAAGGGGCCUUAAUUUCUCUAUUUUGUUUCUGGAUGGAAUCGUUGCACAUUCAUUUGCACGAUCAGGAUUUGUCUUUCUUUGCCGCAAGACCAACAACAAGGAGGCGAAUCGUCAAAACUCGCUGUCACUUUACAUCGUUACCAUGUUCGGAUGUCUUAAUUACUUUAAAAUGAUUCAUUAGAGGAUUUGUUUAAUGCAUUAUAAAUACGGUACCUUUUGGUAAACUGCUAACAGAGUAAUGGCCGCCCCUGUGGAAUGUGAUAUUUAUUGAAAAGGAUUAUUUCGACGCCCCUUUCUGUUUUACCUUUUACUAAUAAUGUGCAGCUGAUCACCAAAUGCAGUUUUAAUUAGUCUGUUUUUGUAGGAGGUGAGUGGGGGCAGCCAGUGAUAUAGAUACUGUAUGUUUACACUUAUUCUUUGGUAUGAAAGUCCAUGUAAAGACUUCACUGUGUUCAAACAAGCUAAUAAUUUAUUAUUAUUAUUAUUAUUAUUAUUUUCUUUAAAGUAGUUUUUACUUUUUAUGUUAACUUUUAUUUUAAACGUUGGUUUCUAAAAUUCUAGUUGCUGUAUAUUCGCAUGACUUGUGAAAACUGUGUACUGUGGUGUAGUUUUAUCUUUGUAAAAGAAGAGCCGACGGCCUCGACGCCGCCUCCAUCUCUGAGCCGCAGAGAUCCGAUGGAGACGGAAAUCCCGGAGAACAUGGCGGGGGAAGGUUUUAGUCGGUGUUAAAGAAAGGAAUGUGUUAUGUCUUUACCCGCACCAGAAAUAACAAAAGAAAACACUUGGUGGGAAACACUGAGUUCCCCUGAAACCACUUCAGCUUUGACGAGGAACAGAUUCGUGGUGAUUUUGACGCUCAGAGGCAGGAAUGUUUUUUGCAUCUUCGCCCGAGCAAAAUCUGAAUUCAGAGGAUUGUAAAGGAAGUGUGUCGGCUGUUUCGGGGGAUUGAAGGACUUGACUGCGCACGGAGGUCAACUCUAAAUGAUAUUUUUUAUGUAAGUCUUGGUUGCUCAGAUUGCUGUAAUCAAGGCUUUUCUUUUGAAUGUGAGAGAAUAAUUCUGUCAUUUGUUUUAGUUUUUGCAUUUGCUCCUCAGCGAGACUUUCCAAGCACAGGGGAUCCCAUACAAAAAAAAACUACAAUAAUCCCAUAGGCAAUAUUCAGACUUUACAGUUCUAAUGUUCCUUAAAGAUCCCAUUUUCUUCUGGUAUUUACAUGUGAUCAGAUACAGUUCCUCCAGAUAUUAGUCAGUCAUUAAAGUCUCUUAGCGUAUUAAUGUUACGAAGACAUGUACUGUGUGUAGAAAGGUAAAUAACAACCAUAACACUAGACAUCAAUCAAUCCUAAGAGUAUGUGGACAGGAACUUUACAUCCAGUGAAUGACAAUGCUUUUCCUGUGUUGUCCCCUUGUGUCCCUGAGUUCAACCUGUUAUAAAACGCACAAAAAGGCAGAACUUUACUUGUAGAAGAAGUCUCAUCAUUUAAUUUCUAAUUGUCAGAAUCUUUAAAUCUUGCUCUUGAGCAUAAACUCCACUUCCGUCCCCCCUCAACACUCUCAGGCCCCAUGCACACUACUGCGUUUUGGUUUUAAAACACAGACCUUUGUUACAUUAGCACCUCCCGUCCAGACUAAAACGGCGAAAACGAAGAUUUUGAAACCGCUGCCGACCCCGUUGUUUGUUUAAAAAUUCCGGCCAGCGUUUUAGUGCGGACGGGCAAAAACAGAGGACUUUAGAAACGAUGACGCAGACGCUCUCUGAUUGGGUCUUAGAAGUCAUGCAAAGCAGAAACACGAUUUGGUACAUUCUGUACUGUACAAAUACCACUUAUCUGCCUACACUUUGUGCAUGUCGCCAUAUUUACUUUGCAACGAUUGUAUUUCUUUAUUCUUUCGUCAAAUCUUCUGUAACUACGGAGACGCUUCAUGUUUACACCGGCACGCGCACGCCUAGUGUACAUGAACAGCCACUAGAUGUCGUUUUCAGUCGUUUUAAUGUAGACGGAGAUCAACUCUGAUACACAGCGAAAACGCUGCUGUGGACGGAGAUCGUGUUCGUUUUAAAACUCAGUUUUUAAACAAAAAUGGAGUAGUGUGGAUGAGGCCUCAAACUGAAAUCUUUGUUUCUUCUGAUGAGCGUUUUCACACUUUUUACACAUUUGACUUUCUGCUUUACAGCAGACCAGUCUUUGUAAUGUAAAUCAAGAUAAACUUCUCCUAGUAGCGUCCAGCGAUAACAGCUCUAAUCAUUUUGUUUGAAUGAUCCUUAAACUUCCUACGUAUGACGCAGUCGUGUAUUUGUUGAUGUUCAGGAGGUGAAAGAAAUCGCCCUUGUUCACAUAUUCUUUAUGUACAAGCUGAAUAUCCGUAAAUGUCGAGGUGUUUCCACAGAGAUGUUUAUCAGUAUCGUCAGUUAUAUUUACAAUAACAUAACAAAAUCUACUUGCUCAUAGCUGAUUUGUUCCAACAAUGUGAACAUUCACCAAACAAACUUCUGAAUGACGUGAACACAAGUGGUAUUUUCUAAAUCAGGAGCUCCGAGGGCAAUUAACUAUGCAUUAACUCCACUGCCAUUUACUCCAACUUAUAGUUAUAGAAUAUUGACAACUAAAACUGAGACUGCGAAAAGAAAGAAGGGAAGAAGGGAAGAAUUUAAAGCGAGCGAAGGACUUCAGCUGAAGCUACAUUUGAUUGUUUAAUUAGUUUAUGGUAAUGGAUAGCUGCCCAGUCAGGUGGCUGAAGUCGCUCAGACCCAAUAGCACCAUCUAGUUUUAUAUAAGCCUCCUCGAUGGUACAAAUAACUCUUAAAUUAUCCCAUUAACUUAUCGUUCGAUCUAUGACCAAACUAUAACCUGUUAGCUCCAGAGUAUUUUACCAGCUGGCCCCACAAGCAGUCACAAAAGCUAGCCUACUGCUGGCUAGUAUCAAACAUGAGCUAGUGAUAUUAGCCUACCGCUAAUAAGGGCAAGCUAAACUUAGUUUUAGCUCACAGAAUGUGAAAACAAUAAUAAUUAAGAAAACAUUACUUACAAAAUAUAUUUUAAUCCCCAGAGAACAAUCUGUCUUAUGGCCAUAAUAAUGGAUUCAAUAAUCAUUUAUAUUUUCUUGUGCAUGGUUAGCAAAGGAAACGUGUCCUUGACCUUACUCGAUUCAGUAGGCUGACUUCCUCUUUCUACCUGCGCUUCUUCCUCUGUGUUAAUCUGCGGAGGGGGAACUGAAGCGGAGGUUGUGCUGAGUUCAGGGAGGUUUGUCUUCUCUGUGUCUUCAGAAUGUUUUGUUUUCCAUCACGGGAGUUUUUCUGUAACGUCUUAGUCUGAGUCUGCAGGUCGUAGGUCAGCCCCCCCACCCCGCCCCCCACCUCGCAACAUGCUCCUAUACUUGUUGUCGAUCAUCGCAGCCGUGACUUCUCUAAAUGUGACUAGAAUGUGUUUGACAUGUUAAUAUUCUGCAUGUAGACCGUGAGAGGCUAUUUUUGGUCUCUGCCAAAAUAAAAAAGGAAAUGUUUUUUUAAUGUA